This is a messenger RNA of Neltuma alba, 1025 nucleotides long. RefSeq names its product cytokinin riboside 5'-monophosphate phosphoribohydrolase LOG8-like. Gene Ontology annotation, biological process: cytokinin biosynthetic process. NCBI's taxonomy places the organism in Eukaryota, Viridiplantae, Streptophyta, Magnoliopsida, Fabales, Fabaceae. Bases 359 to 1009 code for a protein of 216 amino acids. Gene Ontology annotation, cellular component: nucleus; cytosol. The transcript has 7 exons. Gene Ontology annotation, molecular function: hydrolase activity, hydrolyzing N-glycosyl compounds. The record is from RefSeq and is a predicted model, not a curated record.
GUGUGCGGAGGCUAGAGGAGGAGGGGGGUGAAUAUAGAGGAAUGAUGUUGGGGUGUGGGUGAAUGGUGAUGCAGAAGUGACGACAGGGAGGAACCAUUUUUUUCUUUUUUUGAAUUGAGAGAGGAACCACUUUAUGGAAACGGAGGGGCAAGCAAGAGAGGGGAGGGAGAAUAUGUAUAUAAAAGCAUUACGGAACCAAUGAAGAGGAAGGGAGGAGUGAGAAUGUGGUUUGACUGAAAUUAAGAAUCGGAUGCGGCCAUCUCAAUUCUCACGCGUCAUACAUAUGCAGCUCCCUCCUUAGCUAUACCUACUUCUUCAACGUUGCCAUCAUUCAGUAUUAUUUAUAAGACGAGACGCGAUGCGAUGCGGCCUUUGCUGGAUCGCUGCUCAUGUCAUGGCUAAACUCAAGAGGGUGUGUGUUUUCUGCGGAAGCAGACCUGGCAACAGAAACAUAUUUAGUGACGCUGCCCUCCAUCUCGCUACACACCUCGUUGAGAGGCGGAUGGAUUUGGUGUAUGGAGGAAGCAGUACUGGAUUAAUGGGUGUGGUUUCCCGGACAGCACACCAAGGCGGCUGUUCUGUGGUAGGAAUCAUCCCGGCUGCACUCGUUCCUGCUGAGAUAUCAGGGCAUGCAGCGGGACAAGUGUUGGUUGUUUCGAGUAUGCACGAAAGGAAGGCCGAGAUGGCUCGUCGAGCAGAUUGCUUCAUUGCACUCCCCGGAGGAUACGGAACCAUGGAAGAGAUGCUGGAAAUCAUAACCUGGUCUCAGCUCGGCAUCCAUAACAAACCAGUUGGGAUCUUAAACGUGGACGGCUACUACGAUUGCCUGCUUGCAUUGUUCGACAAAGGAGUUGAGGAGGGAUUCAUCAAACCCGCCGCCAGGAAUAUCGUCAUAUCUGCAACCACCCCGGAGGAGCUGCUCCGCAAGAUGGAGGAAUACACACCCGUGCAUGAACAGGUGGCACCGCAUGAGAGCUGGAGCAAAAAUGAAAGUACAGAUUCACAGUAAUUUGUAUUUUUGAAUA